Folsomia candida is the source of this 3419-nucleotide messenger RNA. Its product is annotated as SID1 transmembrane family member 1. Gene Ontology annotation, cellular component: membrane. The record is from RefSeq and is a predicted model, not a curated record. Lineage: Eukaryota; Metazoa; Arthropoda; Collembola; Entomobryomorpha; Isotomidae. The coding region runs from base 690 to 3239 and encodes 849 amino acids. The transcript is spliced from 15 exons.
AAGUUAUAUGUCCAUGGCUGCCCCAUGUAUCUAGUAAAGAAUAGUAAUAAAUAUUUUUUAUUACAAAAUUGAAGGUCACUGGAAGACCGAAAAUUACAUAUUGUGUAGUUAUAGUUUGUCACUUUGCAUCGAAGAUAAGACUGGAAGCACAAAAGUUAAAUACCUGCUUUAUCCAGUUUCAGAAUUCAUAGUGUUGUAUAUUCAUUAAUCUUUUGCAUGUCUUGAAUGCUAGAUCAUACGUAGAGACGUGCAUAUGUGCAUCGUGACAUAUUAUAUUACUUAUAGGUGAUAAAUUAGUGGGAUGGGUUGAGUAAUUAACGAUUGUUGAUGAUAUUUUUAACAUUCCAAAAACUUUUCCGACAAUUCGGUGGUAAUAACAACUCCAUGCGUCAUUCAACAUUAUACCAUGUGGAGGACAAGUCUGCUCCAAAGACGUGAUCUCAAGGAUUGAAUUCAGCUUGCACACAUGCAACUCAGUAAUUACAGAGACAUUGUCCAUAAUGGUAAUGGAGUCUUUGAAUCCAAGUGCAAAAUGUGGUACAUUUGUACUUGUGUGUGUAUCACAAGUAAUUAUUAUUGUUAAGUAAUACAUACAACUCCAGAUCUUAGGAACUCUACAAGUGAACUCGACCAAAGUGUUAAACGAAGGGAAAGUGAGACGUUGAAAGUGUUUGAUCAAUUCGAAAGAAAUGAGAUCAUUACUCAAGUUCGGAACGAUGAUUCAACUGAUUUUGUUACUUUUAAUGAACACAGUGGUGAAAGGCUUGGAGGUUAAAAGUAUAAACGCAUCUCUGGAGAACGUCUAUAAUUUCCCAAUCUCUCGGGAACAAAAACAUAUUUUAGUAUACGAAACUAUUGGAGAGUUAUUCCAGAAAAAUCACAAAUACAAUGCACUAAAGGUUAUUUGCUCAGCGCAGCAGAUCGUCGAGAUCAGCUGUCCCUUAAUUAUUACAGUGACACAAAAAAACUCGGUUGUGUUUUGGACAAUACCUGCCUACGAAUAUCCAAGUUCAGACAGCACAGAACGAACGAUUUGUUUCGACGACGAGUCACUAGAAGAAAUGGUGACGGUAGAAUUGUCCACUUGCAGCAAAACGCCGAUACAUUACUCAUUGUCCGUCCAGUUAAGAAACGAUCUCCAAAUAGCCCUGAACACAGUGACAAGAUCACAAUUAACGCCAUCCUCACCAACUGUGUACUACUUUCCACCACUUGCGAAACGUCAAGAAAAUAGGAAUAAUGGACAGGAAUUUUUUUUCCUUCAACUAACUUCAACAUCAAAUUACUGCAUGGUCAUGUCCAUUCAGAAACCAAUUUGUCCAAUUGGAGAAAUGACGUUGGAAACCAUGAUGCACAAAGGUCAGUGGAUGACGGUUUCAGUGAAAAGCGCCAUGACCUUGCCGAUGGAAGAUUUUCCUUCUGGGUUUUUUAUCAUGUUUCUCCUACUUCCUGACGACUCUUGGUGUAAUCAUGUCAGUCUCGGGCAGCCUGAAAUUAGCAAAAUUUCCUCAUACACAAUGGAAACCUUGCCAUCCCAAGAAAUAAUCGCCAGGAGGAAAACAAUCCACUUCGACAUCAGUAUAGGACUUCCUACGGCAAAGUAUCACGUUGCCAUUUUUAUUCCACUCGGAUUAUUUCUGAUUUUUAUCAGCACUAUCUUCAUUAUUCAUUUACACUUUCAUCGAAUAAGAUGCAAUCUUAUAAAGUGCGAACCGUCCUCAUCUACACCUACGUGCGCCUCUGCGGGUGAAAGAUUUGAGGCUUUGUACAUUUCUCAUCAAUGUUCAAUCAGGAUGGGCUCCACAGACUCCAUUUUCCGAUCACGGAUUCAAAUUUCAGAGCUUAUCAAUAGCCACCCAGAACGGUUAAUGGUGCAAUCAAAGCGAUACUACAUGGCUGGGAUUCUUGUGGCUUCGUUUUACUGUGUUCCAGUUUUUCAACUAAUACUCAGCUAUCAUCACCGUUUAAGAGAAACAGGGAACCUGGACCUGUGCUAUUUUAACUACAUGUGUUCUCACAUGCUCGGAAUGUUUCACGAUUUUAAUCACAUCUAUUCCAACAUUGGUUACUUAAUUUGUGGCCUCGCAUUUAUGAUUAUCGUCUACCUAAGGCAAAUUACUGUAGAGCAAGACUGGUCGACUAGAAGGGCAACUAAUUCUCCAGAAAUUGGAGUUAUCGAAAAAACAUUGGCUUCUUCUGGGAGCAAUAAUAGUAACAUGUGGCUUCCACAAAUUAUCCAUUAUGCAGUGCAGAAGUAUCGAGCCCCGAUGGAUAUUUCGAAGGGCGUCUUUGUUCAUCAUGGACUUUUCUAUGCCAUGGGGUUCUCUUUGUUCAUGACCGGUAUAAUGAGUGGAGGAUACCACGUUUGUCCCAAUCAUAACAAUUUCCAGUUCGAUACCGCUUUCAUGUAUACCAUUGCUGCAUUGGGAGUAGUUACAAUUUAUCAAUUUAGGCACCCCACGUACGUAUCUGCAAGCAUGACCUUUCUCGUCCUUGCGUUGGUAGCGGCAUCCACAGUUGUUGGACUUUUAUGGGAAAGCUACAAGUUUAGGCUGUUUUUCACAGUGACGCACAUCACAUUUUUACUUGUGAUCCUAGUUUAUAUUCAUUACGUAGGAUAUAUUCGAGUAAAUGGAGUGACGGUAACCGAGUGGAAGAAAAUGUUUGAAAUUUUGAGACAAAAAUGGACUGAUGACAUCAAAAACUGGCGACUUCUCCGCUUGCAAUGGGACACGUGGAGUAGUCCACAUGGAGAAAAUAACAGCACCGUAGUGCUCCCGGGACCCUGCCGACUUAUAUUUCCAAUUUUGGUAGUCGCGUUAAACUUUGGAGCUCUGACCAUGAUUUGGACAAUGAUGAGAACAGCUAACUUUGCUUCCCAAGUACUUGCCGUUUAUGUAAUCAAUUGCUCAGUUUAUUCGGUGUAUUACUGUGUUAUGAAGAUGGUGCAUUACGAAUGCCGCAGCAUUCUUUGGAUUCAACCAGCAAUUUAUUUAGUAAUUUCUAUUCUUUUGUGGACAUGGUCGCUAUCUUAUUUCGGGGAUGUGGUCACGUUAUGGGAAAGGUCUCCAGCGGAAUCUAGAGCUAAAAAUGUGGAAUGUGUUUGGCUAUUUUGGUAUGACAGUCAUGAUGUUUGGCAUUUUCUUUCUGCUGCAGCCCUGUUCAGUUCGUUGAUGACUUUGCUGACAAUGGAUGAUGACCUAAUCGAGAAACCGAAGUCUGAAAUCCCAGUGUUUUAAAAAAGUCUGCCUUGAGUUUACUGAUAUUUCUUAGAGCGUAAUUAAUUUUUGAUUUUUGUAAUAUAGCUAAAACAGCAGUAUUAAAGAAACAAUUAUUACUACAUAAAGUAUACUUUAAUUUUGUAACAUGUACAGCUUUAUAUAAAACUUGUAAUAAACUGUUGGAAGGUGCAAAUAAUA